Messenger RNA from Bactrocera oleae (olive fruit fly), 310 nucleotides. NCBI's taxonomy places the organism in Eukaryota, Metazoa, Arthropoda, Insecta, Diptera, Tephritidae. The record is from RefSeq and is a predicted model, not a curated record.
GGAACUGAAUUGGCUGCUGAUGGUUACCGUUACAAAACAGUUCGCCGUUUGAAAUACCGCAAGCGCCGUGAUGUUGAUGAAGUCCCGCAAAACGAAUACCUCCCACCUACUGAAGAUGCUCAAGAAUCCGUUCUUGCCAAGGUUGCUGAACCUGCUGAACCGGUUGAGUCUGCUGCUGAAGAAGGAACUGAAUUGGCUGCUGAAGGUUACCGUUACAAAACAGUCCGUCGUUUGAAAUACCGCAAACGCCGUGACGUUGAUGAAGUUCCACAAAACGAAUACCUCCCACCUACUGAAGAUGUUCAAGAAU